This is a messenger RNA of Striga asiatica, 411 nucleotides long. Lineage: Eukaryota; Viridiplantae; Streptophyta; Magnoliopsida; Lamiales; Orobanchaceae. The record is from the annotation of a GenBank genome assembly.
AUGCUGGUUGCUCUCACGCUUGGUCAGGGACCGCUUCGUUGGCCUCAGAUGGGAUGGAGUUGUAGUUCUUCGAAUGGGGAGGUCAAAAUUCUUCUCAAGCUGGCCACGAACAAAGCACCGCUCGAGCAUAUUCGUUCAAUAAACAUGGUCCUCAUGGCAAUCAUGCUCGCCCUUAUAGCUAGUGGGAUACUCAGGGAGCCGAGCCUAGAUAGCCUUGCGGUCGAGAGUCCCACUGAAGCUGGGGGUAGAAAUAAAGACGAUAAGUUAGAUAAUAUCACGUGGAAGAAAUUAUGCACAAACAAACCAAACUCGAGCAUACCGAUCUCAUCUUCUGUCAAAAGAGGUUGCGGCCUCGUGAAAAGACCACAGUGGAAAUGUAGUCGAUCGUCGGUGUUGAUGGUUGAGGAAUAA